This is a messenger RNA of Xiphias gladius (swordfish), 1374 nucleotides long. Its product is annotated as fibrinogen C domain-containing protein 1-like. The transcript is spliced from 8 exons. The coding region runs from base 1 to 1374 and encodes 457 amino acids. Lineage: Eukaryota; Metazoa; Chordata; Actinopteri; Istiophoriformes; Xiphiidae. The record is from RefSeq and is a predicted model, not a curated record.
AUGAUGCUGAACGAUCGGUGGACCAUCAUGAAUAACAGCAGCUCAGAGCUCGACAGCAAACAACCAAACAAACACAAGAGAUGCUGCAGCUUUCUGUUAUGGUCCAUUGUAGUGUUGGUCAUCAUAGCGGCCAUUGUCACAGCAACAGUCACCAUCCUGUACCUGAUCCAGUAUCCUCUGCCUUUCAUCAGCAGGGGUGGAGUCUCCUCCUCCUCCUCUCCUGUGAUCUCGACCAAUCCCAAAGAGUCUGGCGCCCUGGUGACAGUGUCCCGUGUCACAGCUGGAGAACCGAUCAGCAUCUACCUGGACCCGAACUGUCCGGACUACAGUGAGAACUUCCUGCGGUGGGAGGCGCUGCAGAGUUCUCUACUGCGAGCGCUGACCAGUUACAACGCAGACGACUGGCAGGAGAGAGGAUUGGUCCAGAAUCUGGCCGAGGAGCUGAAAGUGUUAUCAGGCCAUGCCCACAACCUGAAGCUGGAAGCUGAUUCGCUGAAAAGAGGUCAAGGUGUUCUGGACCAACGACUGGAUGGCCUGCAAAGCGAGCAGAGCCGCAUCAUACAUGCGCUGUCUGACAGUCACUCAGGUGUGUUGAAGUUGGCCGCAGGUUUCAGUGAUUCUCUGCUCAGCCUGCAGAGGGAGACAGAGAGUCUGAGGAGACUGAAGGGUGACCUGCAGAGAGACAACAACUACAGAGCUGUCAGACCUAGAGACUGCAGUGAUGUCAUGGCGUCUGGUAACUCUCAGGACGGAGUUUAUUCUGUGUUUCCCACUCAUGACCCCGACGGCUUCAUGGUCUACUGUGACUUGACCACUGAUGGAGGAGGCUGGACGGUGAUCCAGAGGAGGGAGGACGGUUCAGUGAAUUUCUUCAGAGGCUGGGAGGCAUACAGAGAUGGCUUCGGAAAAACUACAGGAGAACACUGGCUGGGUCUCCAGAGGAUCUACUCUCUCACCAGGUCUAGUGGUUUUGAGUUACGUAUCGACAUGGCAGACUUCGAUAAUGCCACAGCAUUCGCUCAUUACGCUGAUUUCUCUGUCGGUCGAGACUCUGUGAACCCCGAGGAAGAUGGGUACCCACUGACAGUGGACCAGUACUCUGGAACUGCAGGUGACUCCCUCCUGAAGCACUCUGGGAUGCGGUUCACCACCAAAGACCGGGACCAGGACCAGUCGGAGAACAACUGUGCGGCAUACUACCAGGGGGCGUGGUGGUACCGUAACUGUCACACCUCCAACCUGAAUGGGCAGUACCUCAGAGGAGGACACGCCUCCUACGCUGACGGGGUGGAGUGGUCCAGCUGGACUGGCUGGCAGUACUCACUCAGGUUCACCGAGAUGAAGAUAAGACCCAAUUCCAAAUCAGACUCCUGA